Procambarus clarkii (red swamp crayfish) is the source of this 5249-nucleotide messenger RNA. RefSeq lists its product as uncharacterized. Gene Ontology annotation, biological process: regulation of cytokinesis; mitotic spindle organization; protein phosphorylation. The record is from RefSeq and is a predicted model, not a curated record. Gene Ontology annotation, molecular function: ATP binding; protein kinase activity. NCBI's taxonomy places the organism in Eukaryota, Metazoa, Arthropoda, Malacostraca, Decapoda, Cambaridae. Gene Ontology annotation, cellular component: chromosome passenger complex; spindle pole centrosome; spindle microtubule.
CAAUCAGCGCGCCGAGGCUGGUUAUGGCCGCACUGCCAACGUCCAGUUUCUGACCAAUCAGAGCGCUCGAAGCUCCCACAACACUCACCUCUAGGAUUUAAAACACCCAACACAAUGAUGGAGCGAGAAAAGGAGAAGGAGAAUGAACCUGCACAAUCGGCACGACCUGGAUUUGGUCCUCACAAGCUCCUCUCUCGUGUAUACUCCGCUCCUGUCAAGCAAACUGUAGCAAGUGCCUCAAAAAUUGUACCUAGUAAACCAGCAGUAGCCAGUCAAAAGGUAUCCCACAUUCUUGAGUCCAGCAAGCCAAAUGUCUCCUCUCAAAAGCGCCCAGGAAUCCAAGUGUCACGGAAACCUCUUGGUGAUGACACUAAUCAACAAAGACUCAAGUCUACCACAAUGUCUACUGCAGCUUCCAAGCCCCCACAUGGACGACAGUUGUCAGCUUGCAAAGUUGGUUCCAAAGUCUCAGGAGGGACAAAUUUUCCUCCUCCACUCACUGAUCCCGAGGCACGACUCCAGUCACACGGCUCGACUGCAGCUCCAAGAAAACCACUCUGCUACUCUUUAAGCAACACUGCUACACAAUCAAAGAAACCCAUUCCCAACAAACCAACUGCUCGACCAAGGUCUGGAGAUGGCAAGAUGCCAGUAGUUACAUCAAAGACAAAGGCACACUCUUUAUCUUUAUGUGACCAGACUUCAGUUCAACAUGGUCAAUCAAAAUUGCCGAACACUACUGCAAGCACUAAAGUGCGCAAGUCAACUGAAAUAGGUGGAAACUGGUCAAAUAUAAAAACUAAUGUGAAAGCUAUGGAUCAAGCAAAACCAAGUUCAGCCAGCACUUGCCGUAGUUUAACCAAUGCUAGUCAGCCGCAAGUACCUACCACCUGUGCUAGUCUUCCGCUAAUAUCCACGGUGCCAGAUUAUGAAAGACUUACUAAUACAGAUAGUCUUGAAAAAUACACAAUUAUAGAUUGCACUAAAGAGAGCGUAGCAACAGAUUCUAAAAAUGGCGUGCCCAGUAGUGUACUACUAACCCAUACAAAUUAUAAUCCAUCACAAAAACCUAAAAUCAAUGAUGAUGCUGUGCUAAGGGAAGCUUGCAAGACACAAAAGGCAACUGUUACAGCCUCUGUCGAAUGUGUGGCCCCACAAAAUGCUACUAUUCCAGCCUCAGUCGAACAUGUACCACAAAAUGCGGCUGUUCCUGCCUCGGUCGAACACGCACCACAAAAUGCAAUUGUUCUGGCCUUGGUCGAACGUAUACCACAAAAUGCAGCUGUUCCAGCUGCGGUCGAACAUGUACCACAAAAUGCGGUUGUUCCAGCCUCGGUCGAACAUGUACCACAAAAUGCAGCUGUUCCAGCCUCGGUCGAACAUGUACCACAAAAUGUGGCUGUUCCAGCCUCGGUCGAACAUGUACCACAGAAUGCCGCUGUUCCAGCCUUGGUUAAACAUGCCCCACAAAGUGCGACUGUUCCAGCCUCGGUCAAACAUGUACCACAAAAUGCGACUGUUCCAGCCUCAGUCGAACAGGUGCCACGAAUAAAGGAGUUAGUUCCAGUAUCAGAAUGUUCAGGAACUAACAAGGAACCUGUCAUUAACAGUGUUCCAAGUGCAGUGAAAAUAAUUUCUCAGGAAGAGCAGCCUACAAGCAGUUCUAAUGACCAGUCCCAGUCUGCUACUUCAAAAGAUGAGAAUUUCGAUGAUGAAAAGAAAGACGAGGAUUCAUCAAGAUCAGGGAGAACUUGGUCAUUAGAUGAUUUCGAGAUUGGGCGUCCAUUAGGUAAAGGCAAAUUUGGAAAUGUUUACCUCGCAAGAGAGAAGAAAUCACAUAUGCUGCUUGCUUUGAAGGUGCUAUUCAAAUCUGUGUUAACGAAAGCUGGUAUUAGCCAUCAGGUGCGCAGAGAAGCAGAAAUUCAGUCACAUCUCAAACACCCAAAUAUUCUUCGGAUGUUUGGAUACUUUCAUUGUGAGAAGCGCGUUUAUCUCAUCCUUGAAUAUGCUCGCUAUGGUGAGCUGUACAAAGUUUUGUGUUCACAACCAGACAAACGGUUCACCGAACAUCAGGCUGCUAAUUAUAUAGUUCAGCUGGUGAGUGCACUUAAAUACUGCCACUCAAAAAAGGUGAUUCAUAGGGACAUAAAACCUGAAAAUAUUUUAAUAUCAACCAAUGGUUUGCUGAAGAUUGCUGAUUUUGGUUGGUCUGUUCACUCGCCUAAUGAAAGAAGGACGACACUCUGUGGUACUUUAGAUUACCUGCCUCCAGAAAUGAUCGAAGGUCGUAAAUAUGAUGAGAAGGUUGAUAUUUGGUCCCUAGGAGUGUUGUGCUUUGAAUUUAUAAGUGGAAAACCCUCCUUCGAAGCAACUACAGAAACCGAGACCUUCAGAAGAAUUGCUAGAGUUGAUAUACGCUUUCCUUCCUUCUUUUCCGAAGAGGUUCAGGACUUGAUAUGUAAGCUACUACGCUACAACCCAAAAGAACGACUGAGUCUAGAUGCAAUCAUGGAACAUCCUUGGAUCAAGAUGCACUAUGAUCCAAAUGUACCUCCCCCAAAUCCUUGUGCCAAGUAGAUUAUACAGUUACGUAAAAACUCUGCCUCAUUUUCAUGCGUGGAAUCUUGAGGAAUAGCAUUGUAAUUACGUGACGAUUAUAGACUGAGGAAUACUGCUGCUAAUAUAUAUUAAUGUGUAUCAUUCUGUAAUUUGAUUUAGUUUGUCUAGGAUUGUUUUUUUUUUUUUUUUAAUUGGUUUUAAUAUUUAUUUUUCUUGGUCUUGAAAAACUACUGUUGCAAUAAGGCAGUGUGUGCUAUUUGACAUUCUGACUUUCAGUGUCAUAUUAAACAAAUGAAAAUCACAUCCAAUUAUAAAGUUUAAUUUAGUAAUUUAAGGAAGAUACAUUUCAUCAGCAUUAACAUUUGCCUUGGUGGAAAGAGUCAUAAGUGUGGGAGAGGACCAUUUUUUCUUAGUCUUUCACUGUUAAUUAACUGUAAAUUGCUUACUUUCUCUAAGUGUUAAGAUUUGUAAAAAGUUUAAUAAAAUUAUAAUAAACCAACUAACAUCAGUCUCAUUGAAUAUGGCACACGUGCUGUGGGAUUUUUAAAAUUUGCUUUACUAUUUCCUUUUCAAAAUGUAUGGUGUUAAAAUGCUUUUGACUUUUAACAAGAGAAAAUCAGUUUUGAAAGGGAAAAGAAAGUUUCUUCUUUGAGCCUCAUUUCUUUAGAACCUGAUUUCCAUGUGUUAGAUAAUUAAAGAGCUUUCUGAAUUCAUGGUUUCAUGGUUUUCCUUGCCCAAGACAUGAAAUUGCUUAAAGCACGAACAAAAAAAAUGCUUUAUGGAGUUCUUUGCUGCAUGUAGUUUGGUGGGGAUUUCUGAUCCUGUGUUCUUGGAUUGAGUUCAAAAACAAAACAUUUUUACACUCUCAAAUUGCUGGCUGAACACUGAUAAAUUUUGCAUCCUUGGGAAUCUAUUUGCAUCGUAUUAAAACUUUCAGUACAAUGUACAGUAGUAUUCAGAAAUACUUCCACCCACACUUAUAAUUUUUCACUAUUCAUUUGCCUUAAUUGAAGCCAACUUUAAAUCUCAUUUUCUUCACCUCCCCAUUGUUUUCAUGUAGUCUGUAUACAUUUUCUUGAUAAGCGUUGCAAAUGUUUAUCUAGAUUACAUCUACUGUUUUGAAAUUUUGUUGUAGAUGGCUUGCAUAUCAGUUUUCAAUGUGUAAAUAUUCAUUAAAUAUCCCUAUAGUGACCUACAAUUAGGAGAAUGACAUUCUACAUAGCUGUGUAAGGGUUUUAGACAAGUGUGGUCAUGAAAUAAAUUCUGUUCAAAAAGUAAGACUUUGACCCAAUAUUUGCAAACAAGUUAAUGAGGUUGCCUGUAGAAGUGUGACCAUGUGGUAAGUAGAAGGUAAUAUCAUUCCCCAUUGCAGAUUCUUUUAUUUGGCUACACACGAGUUUCGAUGCUCGUUUUCCAUUAUUUAUUUUCUAUCAAUAAAUAUUGUUUUCUCGUGCUUUUUCUUUGUCAUGUCUUGUCUUGGUUGUUGUAACCCUUCUUGCAUGUGGGUCUACAGUGCGCUGUUCCCAUUUUUCACUUAUUUCUCGGGGCAAGCCACUAUUGCUUCACUUGUUUGAUAGCUGAAUCACCAUGUUUUUUUUUUUCUCAUGUUUGGGUUCAGCUACUAGAAGAGGGAAUCAACACUUGGUCAUUUGUUAUAUCUGCAGAAAGUUACAUGUAUGGCCAAACCUUCAAAGACAAAACUGCCAGAGAAUAUCGCAGACAUUAGUUUUUAAUACAGUAUAUAGAAUUUUCUUUGUUUGAUAUAUAUAUUCUCUAAAAUUGGUAACAAAUAAUUACUAUAAACAUUGCAUUUUUAUGGGGCUGGUUCAUUUAUCAUUUUGAUGUACAGUACAGGUUUUCUUUGGUAUAUGCUAUGUUUAGUAUAAGUUCUUUUUCAGUAUUGUAUUGCACAUAAUUAUUGUACAGUUCUCUUAACAUUUAGUGUUAGCCUUGUAUGCCAUUUCCUCAAAAGAAUCACAUUUCUAAAAGUUUUGUUUUAAUUUAUUUAGCAGCCAAACCAAUGUGACAAUUAUUCAGUUUUCUGGGUUUUGCUUUUGGUUCGCAAUAUUUUAAUUGUGAAAUGGUAAGGAUGCAAAAACAAUUCAGAAACUUUACAAAUGGCUCGGUGAAUAAAUUGACCUUGCCUGUGAUGGCAUUAGAUGUUGAUUAUAUUUGAUUGUAAAUCUUAAGAUACAUUGGCAUCUCCAAAAUCCAGAACAUGUUAUUUUGGACCUAAUUUAAAUUUUCCAGAAUUUUUUUUUUAGGGGUGGGGGUGAUGGGCUAUUUAUCACAAAAUUUUUACGUUUUGACAUGUAAAUCUCCAACUGAAUAUGAGCCCUGAAAUAUUUUAAUUAUGCUCAUGGCACCAACUAUUUGUAAUGUAUAACUUGUCUACAAGAGUCAUUAAAAAUGAUCCAAGCCAUAUUUAAGUAUAAUAAGAGACCAAGGUUAAUAUUGAUGCCUGUCCAUUUUAAAUUGUACAUGAAAAUUGUCAACUCUGGUUUACAUAUGUUUAUUUAGGUUUGUCUGUGAUAUAUUUAACAAUCUUCAUUAAUUUGGGAUUUUUCAUUGAUGUCCUAUUUCAGGAUUUGCUUUUGUGGAAAGUAAAACUAUAGAAAGAUAUUAUUUUAGAAAUGUAUGUCCACUUUUCACUUGGAUGAAGUGAAAGCUAAUAAAUAUUCCAAAUUGUA